GUGGAACCCGACCGGGGGGGGGGCUGGGUAAGGAGAGGAAGCCAAGAGCCGGGGAAGCCCUGUUAAGCGGAGCCGGCCUUACCCGCCCCCCCCCGGACGGGAUCCGCUGCCAUCCUCCCUCCACGUUCUGUUUUAGCUCGGUACGGGGGUAGUCCUGGGAAGCUGAGAGGCCGCUUCAACCCGCCCGGCCACCAUUGGGAGCCCAACAUGGCAGGAGCCGGAGGUGGCGGGAAUGACAUUCAGUGGUGUUUUUCUCAGGUGAAAGGGGCUGUGGAUGACGAUGUAGCUGAAGCAGAUAUAAUAUCUACAGUAGAAUUUAAUCAUUCUGGAGAAUUGCUAGCAACGGGAGACAAAGGUGGUAGAGUUGUCAUCUUUCAACAAGAGCAGGAGAACAAAACACUAUCUCACACCAGAGGAGAAUACAAUGUUUACAGUACCUUUCAAAGCCAUGAACCAGAGUUCGACUACUUGAAGAGCUUAGAAAUCGAAGAAAAGAUCAACAAAAUUAGGUGGUUACCCCAGAAAAAUGCUGCUCAGUUUUUAUUGUCUACAAAUGACAAAACAAUUAAACUAUGGAAAAUCAGUGAAAGAGAUAAGAGACCAGAGGGCUAUAACUUGAAAGAAGAAGAUGGGCGGUAUAGGGACCCCACUACAGUCACAACAUUACGGGUGCCAGUAUUCCGGCCCAUGGAUCUCAUGGUGGAAGCCAGUCCACGAAGGAUAUUUGCCAAUGCUCACACGUAUCACAUCAACUCGAUCUCCAUCAAUAGCGAUUAUGAAACGUACCUGUCUGCGGAUGACUUGCGGAUUAAUUUGUGGCACUUAGAAAUUACGGACAGAAGUUUUAAUAUUGUAGAUAUUAAGCCUGCCAACAUGGAAGAACUGACAGAGGUGAUAACGGCAGCAGAGUUCCAUCCAAACAGCUGUAACACGUUCGUAUACAGCAGUAGUAAAGGAACAAUCCGUCUGUGUGACAUGAGGGCAUCAGCGCUCUGUGAUAGGCAUUCAAAAUUGUUUGAAGAGCCAGAAGAUCCUAGCAACCGAUCAUUUUUCUCCGAAAUCAUCUCCUCCAUAUCCGAUGUCAAAUUCAGCCAUAGUGGUCGAUAUAUGAUGACUAGAGAUUAUCUGUCUGUGAAAAUUUGGGAUUUAAAUAUGGAAAACAGACCUGUGGAAACAUACCAGGUACACGAAUACCUCAGAAGUAAACUUUGUUCACUCUAUGAAAAUGACUGCAUUUUUGACAAAUUUGAGUGCUGCUGGAAUGGAUCUGACAGUGUUGUCAUGACUGGGUCCUACAACAACUUCUUCAGAAUGUUUGAUAGGAACACAAAACGGGAUAUCACUUUAGAAGCAUCUCGGGAAAACAAUAAGCCCCGUACGGUUUUGAAACCCCGCAAAGUCUGUGCGAGCGGUAAGCGAAAGAAGGAUGAGAUUAGCGUCGACAGCCUAGACUUCAACAAGAAAAUCCUCCACACAGCCUGGCAUCCCAAGGAAAACAUCAUUGCCGUAGCCACUACAAACAACUUGUAUAUAUUUCAAGACAAAGUGAAUUAGGGCUAGUAUUUCUAGCAGAGGAGUCCACUUCCUGCAUAGUUCAGAUAGAAGAACCUAGCAUUUGUACCCGUAAACAAUAGAGGGGAGAAAGCAGAGAAGGAGAGCAAGAGAGAGAGAAGUCCAUUGUGGCACACUUUCCUCAGUGUUUAAAAAUGUGCCAUAUUGACAACACACUCUUCUAGAUAGCUGCAUGGAUGGCCUCUCGCUCUGUUGGAGAGUUCUCCAUGUCUGCUACCCAUUUAGGUGAGGGUAGGGCACUUUUUAAUGUAACGACUACUUGCACCAUCUUGCCUAAUGGACUAUAGGUUGGACUGUUAUCAACAUUUGGUUCCUCCAGUUUUUUAUGCCUUCCAUUGUGAUGACGUCAGCCACAGGGAAAAAAGCCUUCAAGUCAUGCUGUGGAAUUUAAUUGUGUAACCUCAUUACUGUAUUAUUUGUGGCCCUUUUUUAUUAUUAAAUAACAGCUCAUUCUUGCUGUGGCUUGUAGCAUUCCUCCCAUGCCUCCUGGACUCCUUUUCCCUUUUAAACCCCUUCCCCCCCCCCCCCCGAGCCCUGUGGUGGUGGUGUAUAGAGAGAGAGAGAAAAUUGAAAAGCACAUGAAAUGGGUCAGUGGUCAAGGGGGUCUAUGUCGCAAAGAACAAAAUGUUUUAAUAAACCGUUGACUGUAAUCACUCCUUGCCAUGUCUGGCAUUAAAAAUGAAAAGAGAAAAAAAAAAAAACCUAAGGGGAAAAAUCUACUGAAUAAAAGUGUCAAAGAA
Messenger RNA from Elgaria multicarinata webbii, 2312 nucleotides. RefSeq names its product protein phosphatase 2 regulatory subunit Balpha (gene PPP2R2A). Gene Ontology annotation, molecular function: protein phosphatase regulator activity; protein binding. The transcript is spliced from 10 exons. Bases 208 to 1554 code for a protein of 448 amino acids. Lineage: Eukaryota; Metazoa; Chordata; Lepidosauria; Squamata; Anguidae. Gene Ontology annotation, cellular component: cytosol; protein phosphatase type 2A complex. The record is from RefSeq and is a predicted model, not a curated record.